This is a messenger RNA of Bipolaris maydis ATCC 48331, 696 nucleotides long. Its product is annotated as glycoside hydrolase. The record is from RefSeq and is a predicted model, not a curated record. Gene Ontology annotation, molecular function: hydrolase activity, hydrolyzing O-glycosyl compounds. Gene Ontology annotation, biological process: xylan catabolic process. Lineage: Eukaryota; Fungi; Ascomycota; Dothideomycetes; Pleosporales; Pleosporaceae.
AUGGUUUCCUUCAAGUCUCUGCUUCUUGCCGCUGUGGCUACUACCAGCGUCCUCGCUGCUCCCUUCGACUUCCUUCGUGAGCGCGAAGAUGGCAACGCGACUGCUCUUCUUGAGAAGCGUCAGUCUACUCCCAGCUCCGAGGGAUACCACAACGGAUACUUCUACUCGUGGUGGACUGAUGGAGGUGGCUCUGCCCAGUACACCAUGGGCGAGGGCAGCAGGUACUCUGUGACCUGGAGGAACACUGGCAACUUUGUUGGUGGCAAGGGGUGGAAUCCUGGAAACGGCCGUGUCAUCAACUAUGGCGGAGCCUUCAACCCCCAGGGCAACGGAUACCUCGCCGUGUACGGAUGGACUCGCAACCCGCUUGUCGAGUACUACGUCAUUGAAUCCUAUGGAACCUACAACCCCAGCAGUGGAGCCCAGAUCAAGGGAAGCUUCCAGACUGACGGUGGUACUUACAACGUCGCCGUCUCCACUCGUUACAACCAGCCCUCCAUUGACGGAACAAGGACCUUUCAGCAGUACUGGUCUGUCCGCACCCAGAAGCGUGUCGGUGGAAGCGUAAACAUGCAGAACCACUUCAACGCUUGGUCCCGCUAUGGCUUGAACCUUGGUCAACACUACUACCAGAUCGUCGCCACUGAGGGUUACCAGUCUUCUGGAAGCUCUGACAUCUACGUGCAGACCCAGUAG